AUGCAAAUUAAAAAUUAACGCUGGAUUGAAGAGGAUAUUUAGUAUAAUUUAGUAUCUUUGAAAUAAUUUGAUUAAUAAGAUAUUUAAUAAUCAUUACAUAGAUUGAUGAACAAGUCAAUUGACAAAAUUUUAUUAUAAGAUAUUUAAAAAUGUGCAUAAAGGAUGAAAUCUAUUAACUUUAGUAGCUAUUCGAUUGAGAUGGUUGCUAAUACAUUAGUUUCAUGUAUUGCUCAGCUCAAGAAUGAAAAGCCAAGAUAUUCAGUAAAUUCAACUUCAUACUAAGGUAUUAUUAAGUUUUUUUGGAAGGCAAACUAUUUUUUUGCAUUUGCCUCUUAAUAUUACUAGCGACAUAAAGUUGGAUAGUCUGAACAUGUAGAAGUAAGUUUAGAAUAAUAAAAGGAACCACUCUUACAUUCAUAAGGUAAGGAUUGCAGAAUUUCUUGUUAAAUCAAUGUAACAUCGAAGAGUCGCUCAAUAUUCAAACUAUUCAGCACUUAAACAUAAUUCAAAAUGCUCAGUUUCCAAAAAAGGAAAUUAUAAAUAAUAGAAUUAAGCAAUAAAUUCGUUAUAAACUAGUAUUUUGAUUGCUCUUAUUAUGAUCAUUACUUGAUCUUAUGUUGGAGACAAAAUGGUUAUUAACAUGCAGGAUGUUUUGCAUUAAAGCAUACUCCAUCAGAAUAAUUUGCGCAAACCCUUCAAUCACCACAUAUAAUAAAGGGGAUGAAAAAUCUCAGUUGCUCUCUUCAAACACUUAAAUACUUCACUAAUGAAUGGAGGACAUAAGUGACAUUUGUGAGUCAGGAUUGGACACCAACAACUAUGAUAAAUUAAAUUGGAAAUUAACUCAAUAUUUAAUUAUUCAAACUUUAUUAAAAAGAUUACAGAUCCAGAUCAUUUAAUUAUGUACAUAAACAAAGCAAUUUAAGAGAUUAAUAAUGA
Messenger RNA from Paramecium tetraurelia, 939 nucleotides. RefSeq lists its product as uncharacterized. The record is from RefSeq and is a predicted model, not a curated record. NCBI's taxonomy places the organism in Eukaryota, Ciliophora, Oligohymenophorea, Peniculida, Parameciidae. The transcript has 3 exons.